This is a messenger RNA of Momordica charantia (bitter melon), 1103 nucleotides long. It is a transcript of the gene CYSB, whose product is annotated as cystatin B. Gene Ontology annotation, molecular function: cysteine-type endopeptidase inhibitor activity. The record is from RefSeq and is a predicted model, not a curated record. NCBI's taxonomy places the organism in Eukaryota, Viridiplantae, Streptophyta, Magnoliopsida, Cucurbitales, Cucurbitaceae.
GUUGCUUGUUUGGCACGAAUCCAGAUUCUUACAUUCGUGGCGCGAAGAGAGAGAGAGAGAGAGAGAGAGAGAGAGGGUUUCAAUUAGGAUAAUCUACCGUUACAGCGAAGGAAUUUCACAAAAUCGAAAAAAAAUGAGGCGAUCGUGAUCUCUGUUAUGAGAAAGGACUCUUCGAUUUUGUUUUCUUCAUCUACGCUGUUGCUGCUGUUGCUCUAUUGGAUCGUACUCGGAGGAAACGCAUCAGCUCACUUUUGUAGGCAAGAAGACGAUCCACUGCUGAUGGCGUCCACACUUGGAGGCGUGCACGAUUCUCAGGGAGCUUCCAAUUCCGCCGGUGUCGAAGAACUCGCUCGUUUCGCCGUCGACGAACACAACAAGAAAGAGAAUGCACUUAUUGAGUUUGUGAGAGUGGCGAAGGCGCAAGAGCAGGUAGUAGCUGGCACACUGCACCAUCUCACUCUUGAGGCUGUUGACGCUGGUAAAAAGAAGCUGUAUGAAGCUAAGGUUUGGGUGAAGCCAUGGAUGAACUUUAAAGAACUGCAAGAGUUCAAGCAUGCAGGCGAUGUCCCUGCAUUUACUCCUUCUGAUCUUGGUGCAAAGAAAGGCGAUCAUCCGCAGGGAUGGAGAGAAGUGCCCCCGCAUGAUCCUCAAGUUCAGGAUGCAGCACAUCAUGCUGUUCAGACCAUCCAGCAGAGAUCUAAUUCUCUAUUCCCAUAUGAAUUGCUGGAGAUCAUACAUGCAAAGGCAGAGGUGGUUGAAGAUUCUGCGAAGUUCGAUUUGCACCUAAAGGUCAUGAGAGGAAGUAAAGAAGAGAAGUUCAAGGUGAAGGUCCAUAAGAACAAUGAAGGUAACUUCCUUCUGAAUCAGAUGGUGGCAGAUCAGUCUUAGGGGAGUUUGGAAUGCGCAAUAAUAAAGAUGAACAAUAUACAAGUUUUAUGUAAUGAUAAAACAUUUGGAUUAGUUAAGCUGUAAACUAUGCAAACGUGAACCUUGUCUUUUAAACUUAAAUUGCUCCCACCCCUCGAGUCUGGGGAUGCCUGUGCCAUGAAAAAUAGUGGAGCUACCCUGUUUGUUAAGUAAUGGAACUCUGGUUUACUUUUUUA